Molecule: messenger RNA, 780 nt
Organism: Arachis stenosperma
Lineage: Eukaryota; Viridiplantae; Streptophyta; Magnoliopsida; Fabales; Fabaceae
Product: pentatricopeptide repeat-containing protein At4g19191, mitochondrial-like
Exons: 1
Coding region: 1-780 (259 amino acids)
Biological process (GO): RNA modification
Cellular component (GO): intracellular membrane-bounded organelle
Molecular function (GO): RNA binding; protein binding
Source: RefSeq, a predicted model, not a curated record
AUGGCGCACAGAAGCGUCGUGUCCUGGAACUCCAUGAUUUCGGCUUAUUCUCGUGGGUUUUUUAUGGAUGCGGCAUUCAGCCUCUUGAAAGAUAUGUGGGUUCUUGGCUUUGAGCCAAGUUUGCCCACAUUUGUUUCAAUUUUGUCAGGUUGUUCGGAUUCAGAUUCAGAUUCCUUUAGCUUUUGGUGGCAAGGGAUGUCGAUACAUUGUUGCUUGAUCAAACUUGGACUUGUGUAUUCUCAAGUUACUUUGGCCAAUGCGUUAAUGGGAAUGUAUGUUCACUUUAGCCAAAUGGAGGAAGCGAGGAAGAUUUUUGAUUUGAUGGAUGAAAAAUCAAUAAUUUCUUGGACAACUAUUAUGGGAGGUUAUGUGAAAGUUGGCCAUGUUGCGGAAGCAUAUAAUUUAUUCAAUCAAAUGCAGCAUCAAAGUACUGGCAUAGAUUUUAUUGUAUUUCUAAUUCUUAUAUCUGGUUGUAUACAAGUAGGAGAUCUCUUAUUAGCUUCAUCAGUUCAAGCUUUUGUACUUAAAUGUGGAUGCGAUAAAGAGGAGUCCAUUGAAAAUUUGCUAAUAACUAUGUAUGCAAAAUGCAGUGACCUUGCAUAUGCUAGAAGGAUAUUUGAUUUGAUUAUCAAAAAGAGUAUUUUCUCAUGGACAUCAAUGAUUGCAGGAUAUGCCCAUUCGGAUCACCCAUUGGAGGCAUUGCAUUUGUUUAGAAGGCUUGUACGGACAGAUUUUAGACCAGAUGGACCAACCGUUGCUACUGUUAUCAGCUUGUGCUGA